AUGUGGCAAUUCAUCCCAAUGUUUGCGUGCGUCUGUGCCGUAUAUGCAACUGCUCUGCUCCUAGCCAGUCCCGACCUCUGGCCUGCGGAGGGAAAACACGCCUUCCAGUUCGGCCGAGAACUGUCGGGAAGUGCACGGCAGCCGGACUGUAGAAUCUAG
Messenger RNA from Geosmithia morbida, 159 nucleotides. RefSeq lists its product as uncharacterized. Lineage: Eukaryota; Fungi; Ascomycota; Sordariomycetes; Hypocreales; Bionectriaceae. The transcript is spliced from 2 exons. The record is from RefSeq and is a predicted model, not a curated record. Bases 1 to 159 code for a protein of 52 amino acids.